AGCCAUCCCGGUUCAGGCCUCGAGGGCUGCCAGGUCCCUUCAGGGGCAGCGGCGCCAGCGUGGGCAGGGGGGUCCAUGACGAAGCUCAGCAUCGUCCUGAAGCAGGAUGAGGUCCUCACGAGACUCGCCAGACAUUCCCCAGCCGUACUGGUAAAGAUGCGCAGGACCUCUAGGCUGUUCGUGUGGCGCCUUGACGACGCACGUAUGCACCGAUUGCAGCAGCAGCUGAUCGACGAGCUCCAGCUGGUCUUCCAGGACCUGCACGACCUGUGCGAGCGCGGGGAGGCGGAGUGCAUAUGGCUCCUGAUCGCUCAGGGGAUGAGCGUCAAGGUGCGGGACCCAGAGAGCCACACGCUUCUCCAGAAGGCGACCCACAGCUGCAGGACCCCCGUGAUCAAGUUGCUGGUGGAGAAAGGCGCCAACGUGAACGCGAAGGGCGCCUACGGCUACACGCCGCUGCACGAGGCGUGCUACAUCGGGAGCAUGGACGUGGUGAGCUACCUCCUCAGCGUCAAGGCGAACGUCGACGCUCUCAGCAAAAACGGCUCCACCCCGCUGCUGGUCUCGGCCCGGGAGGGCCACACCGCCGUCUGCGAGUCGCUGCUCCGAGCCAACGCGGACGCGGACGACGGGGGCGACAAGGGCUGGACGCCCCUGCUGGUGUCCUCGGGCGAGGGCCACCUGGAGGUCUGCCAGACGCUCCUCACGUACCAGGCCAACGUGCACGGCUUCGCGGGGGACGGCCGGUACGAGCGCAGCGCAUUGCAGGAGGCCGCCGAGCAGGGCCACGCGGUCGUGGCCAAGCUGCUGCUGGACAGGGGGAGGAGGAGGAGGAGGAGGAGGAGGAGGAGGAGGAGGAGGAGGAGGAGGAGGAGGAGGAGGAGGAGGAGAGGAGGAGGAGGAGGAGGAGGAGGAGGAGAGGAGGAGGAGGAGGAGGCGGAGGAGGAGGAGGAGGAGAGGAGGAGGAGGGAGGAGGAGAGGAGGAGGAGGAGGAGGAGGAGGAGGAGGAGGAGGAGCCUGGCAGCUCGCGAACGGCGGGACGGGCGCCAGCGGCUGGACGACGCGGACUACCGCGCGACCGCCCGGGCGCUCCUGGGCCAAGACUGCGCGCCCGCGGGCAGCCGCUGCUGCAACCGCCUGCGCACUGGCGAGCGGGAGGGGCAGCCCUGCGGCGAGCCGCUCUGCUGCAAGGCGCGGCACGCCUUCCGUUGCGCCUGCGGAGGCGGCACGAAGGCGCGCAGCAGGGACGUCGAGGACGUGUGGGACCGCAUUCACCAGGAGUGCGGUUUCCGCACGGCCCGGCAGGUCCCGGUCCCCGCAUGGGACCGCUGGCGCUGGCGCUGCGCCGCGGCCGGCUGCAGGGCGCGCGAGCGGGCGGCACGCGGCGGGCCGGCUUCGGGCUGGCGCUACGCCGACGCCCCGCCGGGCGGGCCUUGCGGCGCCUGCGGGGGGCCGCUGGAGGUCGAGCGCCAGGAGGCGCUGCUCGACCUGGAGCUGCAGCGCGGCGACUGCCCCCGGACGCUGGUGGACGUCACCGUCCGCUACAGCGUUCCGGGGGACGCACGCGCUCUCGCCGCGGCCGCGGACGGCGACGGCACGGUGGCCGCCGAGGGGGAGGCGGACAAGCGCCGUCGCUACCCCGAGCGGCGCGCCCCCUGGCCGCUGCUCCCGCUGGCCCGCGAGACGGCCGCCUGGCUCGGCAAGGCGGCGCUGAGCCACCUGCGCUGGCUCGCCCGGGACCAGGCGCAGGCGCUGGGCGACGGGCCGGAAGCCGAGGCGGCCGCGAGCGCCCUGGCCCGCCGCUGGGGCGCGGAGCUGAGCUGCGCGCUGCACCGCGCAACCGCGCGGCAGCUGCGCAGCUCGCUCGGCCAGGAGCGCGAGCUCGCGGCCCGGGCCGCGCUGGCGGCCGAGCUCGCCGGCUAG
Molecule: messenger RNA, 1923 nt
Organism: Prorocentrum cordatum
Lineage: Eukaryota; Dinophyceae; Prorocentrales; Prorocentraceae
Source: the annotation of a GenBank genome assembly